Anopheles funestus (African malaria mosquito) is the source of this 1211-nucleotide messenger RNA. RefSeq names its product protein HGH1 homolog. The coding region runs from base 105 to 1196 and encodes 363 amino acids. The transcript has 4 exons. The record is from RefSeq and is a predicted model, not a curated record. Lineage: Eukaryota; Metazoa; Arthropoda; Insecta; Diptera; Culicidae.
CCAUGUGCUAACAUCAAAACAAACCGCAAUUUCAAGUGCCAUUCGUAACCCGCUGCGGUCAAAGUCGGUCAGUUUUAGCGCAUUUUCCGUUUUUUUUUACUCCAAUGGAAGCAUUAGAAGAAAUCGUUCCAUUUUUAUCAAAAAACGCGCGUCUCGAUUUAAGGGUUGUGUCUCUGUCCCAUGUACUAGGUGGAUUCUUUCUUUCAGGUCUUACUGGCUCGGCGGAAGGCAUACAAUUGCUGGUGAAAAAUGAAACGCUACUGAAUAAUCUGCUCAAUUUGACAAGCGAAGAAUCCGUAGCGAAGGACGCUGUUCUGUGUCUCGUUAACAUCACAGCUGAAGUGAUCGGAGCGGCUGUCGUAGUAGAUAAGCUCUCCGAACGAUUAGUUCCAGCAGCGUACGAGGCGAUACUCGACGAAGGUUGCCGAUUGAGCGAUGCUUGGUGCAUGGUACUGUGCAAUAUCACCCGCCCUGAGCAUCUCGUCGAGCGAGUCUUGAAGCAUCUGCUGGCGAUAGAGUUCGCAUUGGAAAAGCUAACCACAUGCUUUACGCGCAUUAACUACAACAAGCAAAAGUGCCAUCUCAAUUACCUCGGUCCACUGUUUAGCAACGUGUCGCAAAGCAAGGCAGGUCGUGAUGUGUUUUGUAAUCAGGCGACAGGAUUGUUGAGACGGUUGCUUCCCUUCGUACACCAUGAGGGAAGCAUUGUGCGUCGGGGUGGUGCUGUCGGUUUGCUUAAAAAUGUCUGCUUCGAUUCCUCCGUGCACGAAUGGCUUUUGAGCGAGGAAAUUAACGUUCUGCCGUUUAUCUUGCUGCCACUCGCUGGCCCGGAGGAACUUGAUGAUGAGACGAAUGACAAACUGCCCGUAGAUUUACAAUACUUAGGACCGGAUAAGAAGCGCGAGGAGGAUCCGGAUGUGCGCAAAAUGCUGGUGGAAUCAUUAGCACAGCUAUGUGCGACACGUAAGGGCAGAUCGCAUUUGCGAGGACAGGGUACGUACGAGAUUUUGCGGGAGUUGCACAAAUUCGAAUGCAGUCCGGAUGGAGACAAGGUCGUACUGAGCGCGGUAGAGAAUGUUGUGGACAUAUUGAUUAGGACGGAAGAGGAAAUUGGGGAAGAUAAUCUGAAGGAACUAGAAAUUCCGGAUGAUGUGAAAGCGAAGAUUGAUAGCAUGAGUGAAGAGGCUGGAAAAUAGAACCAAACACAUCAA